Molecule: messenger RNA, 2297 nt
Organism: Theileria parva strain Muguga
Lineage: Eukaryota; Apicomplexa; Aconoidasida; Piroplasmida; Theileriidae
Exons: 4
Coding region: 1-2148 (715 amino acids)
Source: RefSeq, a predicted model, not a curated record
AUGGAAAUCAAUGAUUUAUAUUUUUAUCCACUAGCAUCAGUUUAUCCUAAAAGAAUACCUUCAAAAUAUAGUAACAAAGGCUUGAAACCCAAAGUUUUAGACUUAUCAAAAGAAUUAGAUCCAAUUGAAUGUAGUUUAUCCAGAAAUUGUGACAUACUUUCUUAUUUUGGGCUUUUUCACAAAGUUUACAACAAAAUAAUUCUAUCCAAUCAUAAACUAAUAAAAAAAUUUAGCAAUGGUAAUAUACCUGAAGACACUAAAGACGAAGAAGUUGUCUGGGAAUCAAAUCAGCCUGAAGAUUAUGUUAUAUGUGUCGAGGCUCGUAUUAUUGGCACAUACUGGAACAAUAGAAGAAUCACACUCGUCUCUGUAGAUAACUCAAUUAAAUACCUGAAAUACCAGGAUGGCAAGUGGGUGGAAUCUAGAGAAAUUGUACUCGACAUCAACAGUUUGAACACGGGCAAACGUUACAAAAUCUUUAAAAGAAAUAACUUGACCAAUUUUCAAGCAAACGAUAAACUUCAUUUCAGUGAAAUUGUAGAAAAAAAUUCUGAAAACAAUGAGAUUGUUACGAUUUGGAGGGGUGAUUCAGACCAUAGGUAUUGUAAAGUUGUUUCUUUAUUUGAGAUGAGUAAUGGUAACAAGGUCAUGGCAAUGUUAUUCUUGGGCAAUAACUUAUUGAUAUACUACUUCGAUGGUAUCUGGAAACUCAAGGCUGACUCCCUCAAAAACAAUGACUUAAAACCAAGACUAGAUCACCUUUCUUUCCCUCAUGUGUCAAUAGAUGAAGUAUUCGAGUUUUCCUCCAUUGUUAUUAAUCUUUUCAACAAAAUUACUAACCCAUUCUCCCAGAAUGACUCCAAUAAAACCAUUGACAAAGAGUCUGUAACACUGGAAAAUAACCCCAAGGAGAGUUUAAAUGAAAUAGAAAACAAUUAUAUGAGACCUUUUUAUGGCUUGGAAGUAACUUUGCGUGAUAUGUAUUUGAUAUAUAGAAUCUACUUUACUACUUCUGGGCACUAUGCCGAUAAAUCAUAUAAAUAUGCCUUUAUAAACCUAAUUUAUCCAAGUACCGUAUUAAAUGACAAAGAUUCUUUUCGUGAAGUUGAUCCACGUUCUAAUUUUUAUCAAAACACUCCCCUUUACUACUCAUUCUAUGAAGAUAUCGACUCAACGAAUACAGGAAACACUGAUGUGAAUACUAAAAAUUCAAAUGCAACCAGUAGUGAAUCAAAUAAUGGAUUGGAUCAAGAGUAUGAAUAUUUCAAUGCAGUUAGUGGCGAAAUUAUUGAUCGCAAAACAGAUUCCGUGACAGUCAAUGAUGUAAAAAUUAGGUUUUUUAGUACUCAUGAUGAUACCGUCAUUAUCGACAAUACAACUAAUGAUAAUUAUAAUGAAGAUGAAGUUGUUGACUUUGGUUCGUUACAUAAUAAAAAUUGCAUAUCUGAUAAUAGCUGUUGUUGUUUUGAUAGACGAUCAGCUUACAUUAAGUAUUUAAGAAAAAUAAACGACAAGAGAGAGAAGCUUCUAGGUGUUACUUCAGUAGCCUUGGACAUCAACAGUACUGAACCAACUAAAGAGUAUUUUAUAACAAAAAGUUGUGAAAACUUUGAGUUUAAAUGUUAUUCACGUUACAAAUUUAACAAAAUAUUUCAUAAAUCAGAGGAAUUUGGUGAGAAGAUACUCUGGGAGGAUAAACUUGAUACAGAAUACGCAAAUCAAGUAUUCCUCCUACAUCACAAUGACAAACUUUGUCUUUUUAUUCUUUCUGAGACUCUCAAUUGCAGAUUGCUAAUUCUUGACCAUGAUUACAAUCCUGCCUUCAAUACCCUAGAUGAUGGAAUUAAAAUUGAUUUAAACAAAUUCCGAUUUUGUGAUAUGGAUAAUAAAACCAUAGAUAUUUUUGGUAUGGAUAAACGUGACUCAUGUUCUAGUUUUUACUUUCGUUAUUCUUUCCCAAAUAAAUGUUAUUUUAUUUAUUAUGAGGACAAAUUGGUCUGGAGCCAUCCUGAUUCUCUUGAGUCACUAACAAAUGAAGAAAAAGAUGAAAAAAACUUAUUGCAUAUACAUUUAAUGGUUUCCCAUUUUUUACUGGCGAUGGUUUAUACGCAUUUGAUCUGUUUCUCCUUAAAAACUUGCUCGAGUUAGCCAGUGUAAUUGUGGAUGAAAAAUUAAUAAAUGAACCAGAAAAAAAAUUUUUUAAAUUUAACUCUGAUGAAUAUAGAUCUCAAGUGCCCUCAACAGUUACCAAACACUAUCACAAGUACUUAAAUUUGAAAUCAAACUCUAAAAAUAAC